Molecule: messenger RNA, 2339 nt
Organism: Epinephelus moara (kelp grouper)
Lineage: Eukaryota; Metazoa; Chordata; Actinopteri; Perciformes; Serranidae
Gene: marchf4b
Product: membrane associated ring-CH-type finger 4b
Exons: 4
Coding region: 921-2180 (419 amino acids)
Biological process (GO): protein ubiquitination
Molecular function (GO): ubiquitin-protein transferase activity; zinc ion binding
Source: RefSeq, a predicted model, not a curated record
UGUCCCAGGAAUCAUGGUGCUGAAGCUGCAGCACAAAUUCAGCAGCCAAUGAUCACAGGAGAAUCCGGGGAUACGGAUGCUUUCACCCAGAGCAGGACAGUCCGACAAUCGUGUUGGAUUUUAACGGAGGGAUUUAAACCCAUCGGCUUGUUCCUCGGACAUGGAAAUUCGAUAAUUGGGGAUGUAAGCUUCACGCAGACUUGUCAGCGACCUGCAGUCUGGCAGGAGCUCUAUGAGAAAAAAAAAAUCCCGAAACUGUGAGUCGUAGAGAAAUCGGGGUAGCUCGCCAGGUAAGACAGAUUUCGCUUCCUAACAUGGCACGCCAUCGAUUGACUUGAUUUGCUUUGAAAAGCCUCAGACGUCGACAGUAAUCUGAGCUGUGCUGAUUCCAAAUGUGUCUUUCGGUGUUGUUGGAAUAUUUGAAUUUUCAAGAAUGAGCGCUGACAUUUUGUUAGUCUGUAUCAGUCUAUUGUACCAAAGGCAGAUUUGAUUCGUGGUUUCUGCACUCGUCGUGAAUCUGGAGGGAGAAGCCUGUCUAGAUAGUUUAUGUUGCACAGAGCAGGCAGACCAUUAAGGCCAUGAAAUGACAGUGGACACUGAGUGAACGAGCCAUAGCCUUAUUACUUGAAUUCAUAUUCCUAUCAAUCUAACAUUUGAUUUUCCUCUUUUAGCUGUUCCAUUUAUUGAACUUAAUGGCUUCAGACACUUGUUUGCAUCGAUGGGAUUUGUUUGCCUUUUGGAUUUACAUUCUCGUGGGAAGACAAUAAAGGACUUUGAUUUUCAAUAUACCAAUAUCAACAUAGAAAACUAAAAGGCUGCUUUAUAACCUCCCCAACAAACGCAGGAGAAAACGCACCCCCACUAUCCCAUCCCACGGCAUAUGAAGAAGUGUUUGCUCAUGACGGGGACACAUACAGUACAUGCUGUUUUCUUCCAGCACCUUUGUAUGGUGCUGUGAGUUUGUGGCCGGAUACAGCCUAAUGCUGCGCAGCCAGGGCAUGCUGAAGAGCCGCUGUUGCGUCCUGCUCGGUGACCUGAGGGUGCUCCUUCUCGGGCCACCGGCACCGCCGACACCGCUGCCUCCGCUGACCCCCAUGAGCGUCCAAGGCACGGAAAGCCAUGAAACAGGCGUCACCGUCCCCGACAACAACAACACGUUAACGCGGAGCCACCAGCAGCACGCAGGGGACCGGGUUGCCCCACCUGCAGCAGGAGCCACCGGGCCACCGGGCGGAGAGCGACCGGGCUGGGUUGAUGCUGCAGAGCUGUCGGCGGCCCUGCGCGGAUGCAGCAGCUCUUCUGAUGACUGCUCAAAGGGCAAACUGGAGGAGAGGUUCUCCCUCACCAGCUACACGGAAAGUGGCUUCAGGACUCCCGUGUGCAGGAUCUGCUUCCAGGGACCAGAGCACGGGGAGCUCCUGAGCCCAUGCCGGUGCAGUGGGUCAGUACGCUGCACCCACCAUCCCUGCCUCAUCAAAUGGAUCAGCGAGAGAGGCUCCUGGGCCUGUGAACUCUGCUACUACAAAUAUCAGGUCAUUGCCAUCAGCACCAAGAACCCAUUACAGUGGCAGGCCAUCUCCUUGACAGUGAUAGAGAAAGUGCAGAUAGCAGCAGCCAUCUUGGGCUCCCUGUUCCUGAUGGCGAGCAUCUCCUGGCUGGUGUGGUCGUCUUUCAGCCCGUCAGCCCGCUGGCAGCGACAAGACCUGCUUUUCCAGAUCUGCUACGGAAUGUACGGCUUUAUGGAUAUCGUCUGCAUCGCAUUAAUUGUCCACGAGGGACCUUCUGUGUUUCGCAUCUUCCACCGCUGGCAGGCCGUGAACCAGCAGUGGAAAGUCCUGAACUAUGAUAAGUCUAUGGACAGUGAUGACCUGAAGAAUGCCACUGUGGACAGGACUCUGUCUCAGCCCAGCCCGGUCUACCAGACUGGGGUAGGGGUGUCCACCUCCACCUCCUCGCUCAUGGUGGUAGCCUCCACAGCCGACGGCUCCACCUCUACAACCAUGGUGACGGCUGCGGGAGGACUGGGAACACAUGUGGACCCCAACAGCGGCAGCACAGUGCCAGACCAACACUGUCCCUACAACAUCCUCCACCUCCUCAGCCACCUCAGGCAGCCGGAGGCCCGCAGCCAACCCAGCAAUAGCACACGAGAGCUGGUCAUGAGAGUCACUACAGUCUGAGGAGUCAGUUGAGGCCUUAUCUCACACGGAGGUGAAAGAUUUAUGAACCAGCUGACAGUUGAAAAAAAAAGUCAUAUCUUAACUGCACUGGAUUAAUACCAUGUUCUUGUUUGUUUCAAAAUGCAUCUCUGAUGUCCUUACAUGGAUUGAAUAAAAGUC